UGCCCGGGCCUCGGUCUCCGGGUCGGCGCGUGGCCCUCUGGGUCGGGCGCGCGGUGGAAGAUGGCGGAAUCUGGCGGCGCCAGUGGCUCCGGCCAGAGCCCUGAGCGCCCGAGCAGCCUGGCUGACAGGAAUGGGGCCCUCAAGUGCACCUUCUCUGCAGCUGGCCACAGCACCGGCCUGCUUCAGGGCCUGGCCGCCCUCCGUGCACAGGGCCAGCUGCUCGAUGUGGUCCUCACUGUCAACAGCGAAGCCUUCCAUGCACACAAGGUGGUCCUGGCAGCCUGCAGUGACUACUUUAGGGCCAUGUUCACCGGUGGCAUGCGCGAGGCCAGCCAGGCGAUCAUCCAGCUGCACGGUGUGUCUGCACGAGGCCUGCGCCACAUCAUUGACUUUGCCUACAGUGCAGAGGUGACGUUGGACCUGGACUGCGUGCAGGACGUGCUGGGUGCCGCUGUGUUCCUGCAGAUGCUGCCGGUGGUGGAGCUGUGCGAGGAUUUUCUGAAAGCCGCCAUGAGUGUGGAGACUUGCCUGCACAUUGGACAGAUGGCUACCACCUUCAGCCUGGCAUCGCUGCGUGAGUCGGUGGAUGCCUUCACAUUCCGCCACUUCCUGCAGAUUGCCGCUGAGGAGGACUUCCUGCGCCUGCCACUCGAGCGCCUUGUCUUUUUCCUGCAAAGCAACCGGCUGCAGAGCUGCACCGAGAUUGACCUGUUCCGCGCUGCUGUGCGCUGGCUGCAGCAUGAUCCCGCCCGCCGUGCCCGUGCCAGCCUCGUGCUGUGCCAUGUGCGCUUCCCGCUCAUGCAGCCGGCUGAGCUGGUAGACAGUGUGCAGACGCUCGAUGUCAUGCUGGACGAUGCCCUGUGUCGCCAAUAUUUGCUGGAGGCCUUCAGCUACCACGUGUUGCCUUGUCGCCAGCAUGACAUGCAGUCACCGCGCACGGCUGUACGCUCCGAUGUAACAUCCCUAGUGGCUUUCGGAGGCACACCCUAUACCGACAGUGACCGAGCAGUCAGCAGCAAGGUAUUUCAGCUGCCUGAGCCUGGAGCCCGCCACUUCCGUGAGCUCACCGAGAUGGAGCUAGGCUGCAGCCAUGCAGGCGUGGCUGUACUAGAUAACUUUGUGUACGUGGCAGGUGGCCAGCACCUGCAGCACCGCAGUGGCGAGGGCGCUGUGGACGCCUGCUACCGCUACGACCCGCAGCGCAAUCGCUGGCUGCGGCUGAGGGCGCUGCAUGAGAGCCGCGUGCAGUUCCAGCUCACAGCACUGGGUGGACUGUUGUAUGCCACUGGUGGCCGCAACCGUGCAGGCAGCCUGGCUUCUGUGGAGCGCUACUGCCCCCGCCGUGACAGCUGGGACUUUGCUUGCCCGCUCAAGCGUCGCACUUGGGGCCAUGCGGGCGCUGCAGCUGCUGGUCGCCUCUACAUCUCAGGCGGCUAUGGUGUCUCCGCCGAGGACAAGAAGGCGCUACAGUGCUACGAUCCUGCGGCUGAUCGUUGGGAGCCCAGGGCGCCUAUGCAUGAGCCCCGCGUGCUGCACGCCAUGCUGGGUGCUGCAGGCCGCAUCUACGCCCUAGGUGGCCGCAUGGACCAUGUGGACCACUGCUUUGAUGUGCUUGCGGUGGAGUACUACGUGCCCGAUGCUGACCAGUGGACCAGUGUGGCCCCUAUGCGCACUGGCCAGUCGGAGGCCGGCUGCUGCCUACUGGAAAGGAAGAUCUACAUCGUGGGUGGCUACAAUUGGAGGCUAAACAACGUCACAGGCAUUGUGCAGGUGUACAACACUGAGACAGACGAGUGGGAGAGAGACCUACACUUCCCCGAGUCCUUCGCAGGCAUUGCUUGUGCCGCUGUCCUGCUGCCCCGCGCUGGCCACGGGAGGUAGCUCUGAUUCCGGCCUGCCUGUGUUCCCCAUGAGUGUCAGAUCCCCAGCCCUUGGACAGCAGAGAGAUCUGGUCCCAGAGCUGUGGGCGACACAUAGCCACUGCUCAAUGUGCAUCUCUGCGCUGUCCUGUGUGACUCAGCCUCGAUUUCCCUCAGUCCUGGCCAGACACUCAAAAAUAAACUUGUGGACACAAAA
This is a messenger RNA of Arvicola amphibius (Eurasian water vole), 2076 nucleotides long. RefSeq names its product kelch like family member 26 (gene Klhl26). The record is from RefSeq and is a predicted model, not a curated record. The transcript is spliced from 3 exons. Gene Ontology annotation, molecular function: protein binding. The coding region runs from base 61 to 1881 and encodes 606 amino acids. NCBI's taxonomy places the organism in Eukaryota, Metazoa, Chordata, Mammalia, Rodentia, Cricetidae.